GAGCCAUGGGGACCCCGUGGCAGGACCGAGGAUGCGCCUGGUAUCUCGGCGCCUUCCUGCUGAGCGUCUGCACGGCCAUCGAGAUCCCACUUUCAGUUCAACAGGUUCCGACCAUCACGAAACAGCCCAAAGAGCAAGUGGCUUUCCCCUUUGAUGAAUAUUUUCAAAUUGAAUGUGAAGCUAAAGGAAACCCAGAACCGACGUUCACGUGGACGCGGGACGGCCAGCCGUUUGACCUCUCGGACCCGCGGAUAAUUCUCUCCAACGGCUCCGGGACCUUCAGGAUUCCCAACGAGGGCCACGUGGCGCAGUUCCAGGGGAGGUACCGCUGCUUCGCCUCCAACGCGCUGGGGGUCGCCAUGUCCGAGGAGAUAGAGUUCAUCGUUCCAAAUGUUCCGAAGUUCCCCAAGGAGCAGCUGGAGCCCCUGGAGGUGGAGGAGGGAGACCCCAUCGUCCUCCGGUGCAGCCCCCCCAGCGGGCUGCCCCCGCUCCACAUCUACUGGAUGAACAUGGAGCUGGAGCACAUCCAGCAGGACGAGAGGGUCUACAUGAGCCAGAAGGGGGACCUGUACUUCGCCCACGUGGAGGACCAGGACAGCCGCAGUGACUAUUGCUGCUUUGCCGCCUUCCCCCGGCUCCGGACCAUAGUGCAGAAGAUGCCCAUGAAGCUCACGGUCAACAGCUUAAAGCAUGCUAAUGAGUCCGGUUCAUCCACAGAAACGGGCUCCCCGGCCAACUCCAUCAAGCAGCGGAAGCCCCGGAUGCUGCUGCCCCCGGCCGAGAGUGGCGACUCCUCCCCAGUCACCGUCCUCAAGGGGGAGGCCCUGGUGCUGGAGUGCUUCGCCGAAGGCCUGCCGACCCCGAAGGUGGAGUGGAGUAAACUGGGCGGCGACUUACCGAAGGGAAGAGAAACGAAGGAGAACUACGGCAAGAUGCUGAAGAUCGAGAACGCCUCGUACCAGGACAAGGGGAACUACCGCUGCACGGCCACCAACGCCCUGGGCUCUGCCACGCACGACUUCCACGUCACCGUGGAAGAGCCCCCGCGCUGGACCCGGAGGCCGCAGAGCGCUGUGUACAGCAGCGGCAGCAGUGGGAUCCUGGUGUGCGAGGCAGAGGGAGAGCCGCAGCCCACCAUCACCUGGAGGGUCAACGGCGCCCCCCUGGACAAAAAUCCCUUUGCCAGCGACGUUGUGUCAUCGGGGGAGAUCAGCUUCACGGACCUGCAGCCCAACCACACGGCCGUGUACCAGUGUGAGGCCACCAAUGCCCACGGCACGCUCCUGGCCAGCGCCAACGUGGAUGUCCUAGAUGUCCGCCCGCUGAUCGAGACGGAGGAUGAGGAGAGCUACUCCGCGGUGCUGGGGGCCAGCACGCUCCUGCACUGCCGGCACUUCGCCUCGCCCACGGCCACUGUGACCUGGCAGACGGCAGACGAGGCCGUGCCACUGGGGGGCCCGCGGUUCCAGGUACUGGGCAACGGCAGCCUGCUCAUCGGGAGUGUCCGCGAGGAGGACGCCGGCUCCUACUCCUGCUGGGUGGAGAACGCACAGGGCAAGGCGGCAGUCACGGCCAGCCUGGACGUCAGGAAUGCCACGAGGCUGCAGGUGACCCCACGAGACCCUCGAGUGCCCCGGGCACAGGCGCUGACCCUGCACUGUGCCAGCCAGUGUGACGCCCAUCUCAGGGGCUCGCUGAGGCUGUCCUGGACCCACGAUGGGGAGGCCAUCAGUGACAACAGCACCGGGGACGGCAGGGUGCUCGUGGCCGGGGCCAACCUGACCAUCACCAACGUCACGCUGGCAGACGAGGGCACCUACUCGUGCUGGGUGCACACGGCCCUGGACAGCGCCUCGGACAGCACGCGGGUCACGGUCCUCGACGUGCCCGACCCCCCGGGGCACCUGCACCUGUCAGAGCGGCAGAACAGGAGUGUCCGGCUGAGCUGGCGGGCAGGGGACGCCCACAACAGCCCCAUCCAAGAGUACAUCAUAGAGUUUGAAGGGGACCGAGAAGAGCCCGGCCGCUGGGCGGAGCUGACCCGGGUCCCUGGAGGGGACACCUCGGCACUGCUGCCCUUGGCGCCCUACGUGCGGUACCAGUUCAGGGUGACGGCCGUGAAUGCAGUGGGCCGCAGCGGGCCCAGCCGCCCGUCGGAGCACCACCAGACACCCCCUGCAGCUCCUGACAGGAACCCAAAGAACGUCCAUGUGCAGGCGUCACAGCCCAAGGAGCUGGUCAUCCGGUGGGAGCCCCUGAAGCCCCUGGAGCAGAACGGCCCAGGGCUGGAGUACAGAGUGGCCUGGCGGCCCCAGGGCGCGCCCGUGGAGUGGGAGGAGGAGACGGUCACCAACCACUCGCUGCGCGUGAUGACCUCGGCCGUCUACGCGCCCUACGAGGUCCAGGUCCAGGCCGUGAACCAGCUGGGCGCUGGCCCAGAGCCGCAGGCCGUGACGCUCUACUCGGGGGAAGACUAUCCCGACGCGGCGCCCGUUAUCCACAGCGUGGACGUGGUCAACAGCACGUUGGCGAGAGUGUCCUGGUCCCCGGUGCCCAAGGACCGCGUGCACGGACAGCUGGAGGGCUACCAGGUCAGCUGGUGGAGGACCAGGAGCCUGCUGGAUGGCCGCACGCCCCCCCGGGCAGCGGGCACCCUGAGGUUCCCAGGAGCUCGGACCCACGGCAUGGUGCCCGCCCUGGAGCCCUUCAGCGAGUUCCGGCUGACCGUCCUGGCCUACAACGCCAAGGGCCCGGGCCCCGAGAGCGAGCCCUACGUGUUCCAGACCCCCGAGGGAGUGCCCGAGAAGCCGGCCUUCCUCAAGGUGCUCAAGGUGGACCAAGGCUCCGUCGCGCUCUCCUGGGGGCUCCCCAAGAAGCUGAAUGGGAACCUGACGCGCUACGAGCUCCAGUACCAGAUAAUCAACGGCUCCUCGGAGGUGGGGGAACUGCGGGGGCUCAACCUCACGGCCCGGCCCGCGCCCCACUGGCGACUCUCGGGCCUCCAGGCGGCCACCAAGUACAAGUUCUACCUGCGGGCAUGCACGGCUCGGGGCUGCGGGGCCCCCGCCACGGAGGAGAGCGCCACGCUGGCCGAGGGCGGUAAAAGUAUCGGGAAGAGCUCAGAAGGAGUAAAUAUUACUCAAAAGAGUCACCCAGGAGAGGUAUUUGAGCUGGGAGCCGAACACAUAGUUCGCCUGUUGCCUAAGAACUGGGUUGAUAACAAUAGCAUUUUUGAAGAUGUAAUUGAGUCCAGAGGGAGAGAGUACGCCGGCCUGUACGAGGACAUCUCCACGCAGGGCUGGUUCAUCGGGCUCAUGUGCGCCGUGGCCCUGCUCACGCUCACCCUCCUGACCGUGUGCUUCGUGAAGAGGAACCGAGGCGGGAAGUACUCGGUGAAGGAGAAGGAGGAUCAGCACCCAGACCCCGAGGCCCAGUCGGCCAAGGACGAGACCUUCGGGGAGUACAGUGACAGCGACGAGAAGCCCCUGAAGGGGAGCACACGCUCGCUGCCCCGGGCCCUGCGCGCAGCCGAGAGCGGGGACAGCUUGGCCGAGUAUGGGGACGGCGCCCAGGGCCUGUUCCAGGAGGACGGCUCCUUCAUCGGCGCCUACGCCGGCGCCAAGGACAAGGGCUCGGUGGACAGCACGGCCAGCUCCUCGGCCACCUUCCCCCUCCGGGCCUGAG
Sorex fumeus (smoky shrew) is the source of this 3684-nucleotide messenger RNA. RefSeq names its product cell adhesion molecule L1 like (gene CHL1). Lineage: Eukaryota; Metazoa; Chordata; Mammalia; Eulipotyphla; Soricidae. Bases 6 to 3683 code for a protein of 1225 amino acids. Gene Ontology annotation, molecular function: cell-cell adhesion mediator activity. Gene Ontology annotation, biological process: brain development; cell-cell adhesion. The record is from RefSeq and is a predicted model, not a curated record. The transcript is spliced from 26 exons.